Messenger RNA from Diaporthe amygdali, 483 nucleotides. RefSeq lists its product as uncharacterized. Bases 1 to 483 code for a protein of 160 amino acids. Lineage: Eukaryota; Fungi; Ascomycota; Sordariomycetes; Diaporthales; Diaporthaceae. The transcript has 3 exons. The record is from RefSeq and is a predicted model, not a curated record.
AUGAAUCUGUUCACGUUGCUCAUUACGGCCUUCUGUACGGCUGUGCUGGCCGCUCCGGCUCCCGCCCAGCAACGCCACGCCGUCGAAGUUCAGUCCGUUUCCGCCGAGCCUCCAACCUGCGUGGACGGCGUCCCGGCGAGCACGACGCCAUACGACAUCAACUAUGCCGCCGUGAAAGCCCCGGCCGCGGCCCACGGUUUCUACGACAUCGAGCCGGCCUGGGACACAGCCCAUGCCGUUGGGAGCGCGAUGAACCUGUACAUGGCUCAUGGCAGCGACGUGAACGAGUACGCCUCAUUCAAGUGCCAAUACACGUGCAACGGGACGCCCGGGUGCGUCUCGUUCUUCGGCCGCUUCGUCCAGGUCAACUCUACUGACGAGCACUUUGAGUGUCUGGGCUUUAACGCUCUCCUUGAUGACUCUUCAUUCACGCUAUCAAGUCGCAAUAUGGCCAACGGAGGCUUCAACAAGUUGUGCACCUGA